Messenger RNA from Hemiscyllium ocellatum (epaulette shark), 912 nucleotides. RefSeq names its product zeta-sarcoglycan. The record is from RefSeq and is a predicted model, not a curated record. Gene Ontology annotation, cellular component: sarcolemma; sarcoglycan complex. The coding region runs from base 13 to 912 and encodes 299 amino acids. The transcript is spliced from 8 exons. Gene Ontology annotation, biological process: heart contraction; cardiac muscle tissue development. NCBI's taxonomy places the organism in Eukaryota, Metazoa, Chordata, Chondrichthyes, Orectolobiformes, Hemiscylliidae.
GAGGAGUUGAAGAUGACAAGGGAACAAUAUAUCUUGGCAACACAACAUAACAACCUACAGAGACCUGAAAAUCAACAAGUUUAUCAAGUAGGAAUUUAUGGUUGGCGAAAGCGGUGGCUAUACUUUUUUGUGCUCCUCCUAAUGGUGACAAUGAUUGUCAAUCUUGCAUUGACAAUAUGGAUAUUGAAAGUAAUGAAAUUCUCUGUGGAUGGAAUGGGUAACCUGAAAAUCACAAAUAAAGGGGUACGGCUGGAAGGCAAAUCCGAAUUCCUCCUUCCAUUAUAUGUCAAAGAAGUUCACUCACGAAAGGACAGCCCACUGAUGUUGCAGUCUGACAGGAAUGUAACCGUGAAUGCUCGCAAUAACCUUGGACAGAUUACCGGGCAGCUGACAGUUGGUUCUAAUGCUGUGGAGGCCCAGUGCAAAAAGUUUGAAGUGAAAGCACAGGAUGGCAAGAAAUUACUGUUUUCUGCAGAUGAAAGUGAAAUUGCCAUUGGUGUUGACAAACUGCGUGUGACAGGUCCAGAAGGUGCAGUGUUUGAACAAUCAGUGGAAACACCUCACAUCAGAGCCGAAUCCUCACAAGAACUCAAGCUGGAAUCUCCGACUAGGACUCUGACAAUGGAAGCCCCAAAGGGAGUGCACAUUACUGCAGCUGAAGGAGACCUCAAGGCAACCUGUCGAAGAGAAUUACAGCUCCAAUCCACAGAUGGGGAGAUAUUUUUAAAUGCAAAAACAAUCCGUUUGGGAAACAUCCCCCAGGGCUUCAGCUCUUCGCCCUCAGCCAGUCCUUUGAACCUCCGGCAGACUGUCUAUGAGGUGUGCGUGUGUCCCAAUGGCAAACUGUUUUUAUCUCCAGCAGCGUCGGGAUCCACCUGCCAGUCGAACAGCAACAUCUGUUUGCGGAUUUAA